Molecule: messenger RNA, 1007 nt
Organism: Amborella trichopoda
Lineage: Eukaryota; Viridiplantae; Streptophyta; Magnoliopsida; Amborellales; Amborellaceae
Source: RefSeq, a predicted model, not a curated record
UCGAAGUGGAAUUCUUUUCUCUGUCUCCUUCCCAGAAAGCUAAAAACCCAUGAAUAUUCCAAUUCAAAACCCUAUAUAAGACGCCUCCACUCGCCCAAUUUCCUCCGAGAAAAAACCAGAACCCUGGUUCUUCAAUUAUUAGCGACUGAGCUAAAGAAAGCCCUAUUUUGCUUUAUCCUAAAAAAAUUUGGAAACCUUGGUUUUUUGAGUUAUGGGAAAUUGCACCUCUCACUACUCUCCCUCACGAAAAACCCCUCCAACAAUCAUCGAUUUAGGGGGAAAUACCAGCCGAGUGCUCGAACACACGAAAAUCGCAGAAAUCAUGCUUGAAAAUCCGGGCCAUUUAGUUUCUCCGGUGGCCGGAAUAUUACGAACGCGCCGGAUAUCGGCCUUGAAAGCAGAUGAAGAGCUUGCUUCCGGUGAGGUUUACUUUAUUUUCCCGGCAAAUAGGCUCAAUUCUAGGGUUUCAGAUGAAGAGAUGGCAUUUUUAGAUGGGAAAAAGAGGGAAAAGAGUUCCCGGAAAGUUUUCCCGACGUCUGGAGAAAUGGCCGAGAAACCAGUGGCGUUGCCGAAGUUUACAGUGGAAGAAGCCGGAGAUUGUGAUACCGGUUUUGCGGGUCACCGGCUAGCAGUUUACAGGAACUGGAUGCCGGUUCUCGAGACGAUAUCCGAAGCUUAAAUACUACGUAAAAGCCCCUGUAAUUCUGUAAAUGACUAGCACGUCCUCAUAACAUUUUCCAAAGGGAAAACCUGACGAGUUGGCACUCAUGGCGUGAAGAGCCGUCCACAAAAGCCAAAAUGGCAUACCACACACGCCUGGUGCAGGUGUAAUUCUUUGAUUUUUCAUGGUUUCUCCAAAGAUAGAAGCUUUUGUAACCUGAUCCUAUUUCAAGGUUUCACCGUGCUAAUUGCUGUGUAAUUGGAAUGCAGUUUGCAUGUUUCAUUAUUAUCAUUCAAGCUUUAUCCCAAAUUUUUAGAAUUCAAUUCGUAAGUUUUAUUUUGUGCAA